AUGACCCCCUUCCCCGCGUCCCCUACCCCCAGACAAAAUGUCCGCGUCGUUCUCUCGGACCCCGAAGGAAGCGGGCUUUACAAUAAAAUCAAGAAUGGUGUGAUGUUUGAUGUGAAAGAGGCAGAAGGGACAAAGAGGCGGCAUCAGGUGGAUACAGUUGUAGAAGGAAUGCAAGUUGUUCUUGGUGGUAUCAACAGGUUAACGCGAAACUUUGAAAUGGCGUCGGGGAUGAUUGACGAUGCGAUCCGAGUAACGGACAAAGAGGCAGUCGCCAUGUCCCGCUACCUGGUUCAAAACGAUGGACUGUUUCUCGGAUCGAGUAGCGCAUGUAACCUCGUUGCGUGUAUAAAAGUGGCCAAGGAGUUGGGAAGGGGAAAGGGAAAGGUCGUUGCUACCAUUUUGUGCGACUCUGGUACGCGACACUAUUCCAAGUUUUGGAAUGACGAGUACCUCGAAAAGGCGGGUAUUGAGGUCGACGUGGGGAUUGUGGAGAAGAUGCUCAAGGAUUAG
This is a messenger RNA of Rhizoctonia solani, 510 nucleotides long. RefSeq names its product cysteine synthase. The coding region runs from base 1 to 510 and encodes 169 amino acids. Gene Ontology annotation, molecular function: cysteine synthase activity. The transcript has 5 exons. NCBI's taxonomy places the organism in Eukaryota, Fungi, Basidiomycota, Agaricomycetes, Cantharellales, Ceratobasidiaceae. Gene Ontology annotation, cellular component: cytoplasm. The record is from RefSeq and is a predicted model, not a curated record.